Messenger RNA from Actinia tenebrosa (Australian red waratah sea anemone), 3698 nucleotides. RefSeq lists its product as uncharacterized. The record is from RefSeq and is a predicted model, not a curated record. Gene Ontology annotation, cellular component: plasma membrane; signaling receptor complex. Gene Ontology annotation, biological process: cell surface receptor protein tyrosine kinase signaling pathway; protein phosphorylation; multicellular organism development. Gene Ontology annotation, molecular function: ATP binding; protein binding; transmembrane receptor protein tyrosine kinase activity. Lineage: Eukaryota; Metazoa; Cnidaria; Anthozoa; Actiniaria; Actiniidae.
UACAUCUUGGUUGCUCUAUAUUAUCGCACCAGGAAGCUUCUUUCUUGUAGGCAAAAAGUGCAACCCUGAAUCGUCGAAGUAGGCAUUUGAUUCCUAUGUUACCGCUUCGUUAUACUUAUUUCGAUACAGCGGUUGUCUUUGUCGGAUAAACCAAUCGGAUAAGUCAUUCCUGAGUUCUGGAAAGACUGGAAGUGUGGAGUUAUCCAGAGUGUUCAUAGACGAGGAAACCAUUUUAAGGCCUCGAUUUUUCGUUUUUAGUUGCAUAACAAAAUUCUUUUCCGUCUUGGAUUGACCUAUCGUCUAUCUAGUUCUUUGGCUCUUACACUCUUAUUCGAAAUAGUUGGCAUUAUAACAGUUUAUUGUCGGUGUUCAGUUUCACUCAUUGUCCUCUUAGAACACACUUGGAUAUAACAUCUUACGAAAGCUAUUACGAUUAAGGUAUUCAUCUUGUCUGGAUCCUUUUCCAAGCCGACAUGAAUCAUUUGGCUGCACUUUUUGUUUUAAUCCUGGUUCAGCUGACACCCGUCUCGACAGCUAAUAAUGCUACAGUUACAGUUUCCACCCUUUCCACUGUCUUGAGUACUACAAGUCCUAUAAAAGAAAGAUGUGUUCAAGCACAUGGGAAUGCCCCGGAAGUUUUGAUAAACCAAUCUUGUAAACCUUACGAAUAUUCCGAGAAUGGCUUCUGCAAAGACAUCAUAAAAGACCGAAACGUCUAUGGUGACAACCAGAAAGAAAUGGAACAAAGCCUGCAGAGGGUAUUAAUAGGGAAACGUAUGCUCGAAGGAUAURUCCCAGUAUCGGUCAGAGAUUCCUGCAUAGAGAUCUUCAACCAAACCUAUUGCCAGUACAGCUUUCCAAUGUGUGAUCUUACCUCGUCGUUGCCAAAAGCCAGGCCGGUUUGUCGGGAGUCCUGUGAAGAUGUGUACAAGCGGUGUGAUAAGGAGAUAGAAUUGUUGAUAGGAUUCAACACAGAUCGACUGAAAGAUAAAAAUACUGGGAACGCUUAUCCUUAUUACUGGAAUAUCAUUAAUUGUAGCGUGGUUGAAUACAGGAACGGUGGUGAUCUUCCAGAAUGCUACUUUAGCAGGCAUCUCAACACUGAGACAGAUAAGCUGGAAAGCAGUGACUGUUACUAUGGCAAYGGUCUUGGUUACCGUGGUAACGUAAGCGUAACAAGGUCAGGUCACGUGUGCCAAUCCUGGUCAUCUCAGUGUCCUCAUCGUCACAAUCAUCCUUUGUCUGAGUAUCCAGAGCUGGUCAAUGCGUCCAACUGGUGUCGUAACCCUGGAGGUCAAGGACCCCAUGGACCUUGGUGCUACACCACUAAUAGUAGUAUGAGAUGGGAGUACUGUGAUGUAGAGAAAUGCCCUCCUCCAGCACCCACUCUUGCACCAGAAAUCACAGAAGCCUAUUCCAUUGGUCCAAGCAAAGUCAUGAUAAAGUGGAAUCCAGUCCCUUUACCAUUCAUGCACGGUGAGCCCCGUGGAUUUCGAAUCAACGUGUUCCGUUUCCGCCAAGUGUUAAGGAGCAAUAGAACGGGUCCAAACACCACAACCUUUGAGUACAGAAACUUGCAGGCCUUGACAAACUAUAGUAUAUCAGUACUGGCUUUCAAUGAUGCUGGGGAUGGACCUUGGAGCAAACGGGUUUACGUGGAGACAAUGCCAAAGAAUUCUGUUACUGCUAGUUAUUCAUUGAACCUUACGUUUCCACUUCCAAGUCGCAACUUUAAGGAUAGGAAAAACUUGAAGGACAAAAAACAUUUGUUUUCAAGAAAUUUGGCAUUUGUUUUCAAGAAAUUGGUUUUGGGGCUAUUCAAUAAAAGCAGAAAGCCUGAUGGUUACAACAUUUAUCAAAUGAAGGUUACAGAAUUCACUAAUAUUGGCAACAGCACGUAUCACGUAAAAUUCGACAUCACAGCUGAGCUCAAAGGACGGUCAGCUUUKUCUGUUGUACAGGAUAUCACUGGACGACUCUUACGACUUUCCCACGGAAAUGCUGCGUCUAAAGAGUUUCAGAUCAACUCCAUUAAUGUCAAAGCUCCACCUCCCCCUCCAGCUAAUCUGAGUAGCAGUGACGUGAAAAUGACGACAGUGACACUUCAUUGGUCAGCUCCCUUGUAUCAUGGACCAUAUAGAAUCCUUAACUACACCGUACAGUACAAGAAGGCAGGUACAGACAUGGAGUACUACGAUGAUACCAUUGUGAACUCUGAUAAGACCAAAGUCACCGUAAAGAAUCUAGACGCGGGUAAAAAAUACCUGAUGCGUGUGAAGGCUGUUAAUGCUGAAGGUUAUAAAGCUAGUGAACCAAUAAACGUGAAGACUAAAGAUAGCAGCAAAGUAGAAGUAAUGGCCAUCGUUCUUCCCCUUGUUGCCAUCAUCAUUGUCCUGCUUAUCGGUGGAGUUGUAUUUGUGAGACGAAAACGAACGGAAAAUAAGGAGAUGCAGAAGAAACUUGAAAAGUUACGAGAAAACCCAUACGAUUCGGCUGUAGACUGGUUUGGUGUUCUUAAGAUCAAGAUUGCUAAACAAUGGUGGGAGAUACCACGUGACGACUUGAUACUCGAUUUAGAGCUUGGGUCUGGAGCCUUUGGUGUCGUGAUGAAAGGCUACCUGACAAAGAGUGAAGAGGAGAGGAAAGAGGAGCGUAUAGUUUGUGCUGUAAAGAUGUUGAAAGACAAUCCAACAGAACGAGAAUUGCGUGACCUGUGUAACGAAAUCAACAUCAUGUCAUCUGUUGGGGAUCAUCCAAACCUGGUCAGUUUGAUCGGAGCGUGUACGAUCAAUGGUCCUCUCUGGUUGGUGGUGAAGUUCGCACCAAAUGGUUGUCUUCUUGACUUYCUAAAAGACAAUCGCCCUGCACCUGAGUACCAAAACACAAGUGACUUGAGUCCAAAUCAACCAAGACCKACUAUUGUAUUAUCUGAAAGGGAGAGAAUGAGGUUUGCGUAUGAGAUCGCUCAGGGGAUGGCUCACCUCGAGAGACACAGGUACAUUCACCGAGACUUGGCGGCUCGUAACGUCUUGCUUGGUAAAAACAUGGUUGCCAUGGUUUCUGACUUUGGUAUGUCACGUGAUAUCUACGAAAUUGGAGUGUAUGAGAACACGGCAGGGGGUCUUCUUCCUGUUCGUUGGAUGGCCCUGGAAUCUCUACAAGACUACACCUAUACCAGCAAGUCCGACGUAUGGUCCUUCGGCGUUCUCUUGUGGGAAAUCGAAAGUGGAGGUUUGAUGCCUUAUGCUGGGAUGUCUGGUACAGAAGUUGUUGAAAGACUGCGUCAGGGAUACAGACUAGAAAGAUCCAGUAAUACAUCGCGUGACAUGUAUGAAGUGAUGUGGCAGUGCUGGAACCCAGAUCCAAACAAAAGACCAACAUUUGCUGAUCUGGUCUACAAUAUUGGUGGACUCUUUAACAUGUCUGUGGAUUUUGAAGRCACUGCAAUAAUGCCAGACAACAACAAGGUUGAUUCCAAACCAGAAUCACAAAACAAGACGGAGAARACUUCCCUUGCAUGGCCAUCAAAGUUUGAGUUGAAAAGUCUUAAUUUUAUCGAGCAGCAGGACAUUGAUAUGUAAGGAACAUUGGACAUCCCUCUAGAGUCAUUCGUGUCAUUAUAUAAAUAUCUGAUUGCUGCUAUUGUUGGGCUUGCAGCCAAAUAUCCCUUUGUCUUUGAAGCCCUAUAUUCUCAUGGA